AUGGCGCCGCGGAUGUUGAACGCGGCCAUUGCCAUGAAGGGCAGCUCGGCAAAGCCGAUCGGCCAAACUCAAGAUUAUGGGUCUAGUACGGCGACUGCAAAUGAGGAGGACAACGGCCAAUCGACCGAGAGUGUUCGGAUACUUGAUCUCGGCGGUUGGGGGUUCGGACCAUCGUCCACCGGUCUGUCCGCUUCAUGGCUAACAGAUGCAGCCGUUUUCGCCUUCCUAAUCCUGCCUUGGGGAAAGGGUGUCCGACGAGACUCAUAUGUACUGAUUUGUGUAUGUAUUGAUUUGCGAGACACCGCAGGCAAACUGGGUAUUGUAAUCAUACUGUACGAAGUGAUGGCUCCCAUCCGCAUAGUCUUCAAAAUGCCAGAGGGAGGCCACGCCGAGACAGUGUGUUUCUGUACGUUCGAGAGCGUCACCGACGUCUUGAGCAAUCUUAUGGCAGCGUGUUCAGAAACAACCGAUAGCAAUGUCGAUUCGGGAAAUUCUGCGGCGGGUGGUGGUUAUGACGAUGGAUGGUACAAGGAGGUCAAGGCUGACGGCCCUCCAUGUUGGUGA
Molecule: messenger RNA, 564 nt
Organism: Drechmeria coniospora
Lineage: Eukaryota; Fungi; Ascomycota; Sordariomycetes; Hypocreales; Ophiocordycipitaceae
Exons: 1
Coding region: 1-564 (187 amino acids)
Source: RefSeq, a predicted model, not a curated record